Komagataella phaffii GS115 is the source of this 2493-nucleotide messenger RNA. RefSeq lists its product as hypothetical. The transcript has a single exon. The coding region runs from base 1 to 2493 and encodes 830 amino acids. Lineage: Eukaryota; Fungi; Ascomycota; Pichiomycetes; Pichiales; Pichiaceae. The record is from RefSeq and is a predicted model, not a curated record.
AUGGAUAGUCAAACAAACAAGGCGAAACCAUCAAAGCAGGGCAGGCAAGGUGACAAAGUUGGAUUCGGGGUAAAUAAUUCUUCCUCUCUGGUUGACCUCGAGGCACUUGCUAUACUGACAAACACCAAGCCACAAGCAAGGUCUCCGGACAAGGAUAAACAGAAUGCGGGCUCAACCAAAACGAAGUCAAUUCGUUCUUUUCGAUUUCCCUUAAAAAACACCAUGAGUACGUCACCAAACAGAUUAAGUACAAAGAAUAAGACCACAAAGGAGUCGUCAAAAACAAAUCCAGCACUAAUGAAACACUUCAAAAAUAUGAGUUCCCCUUUCAAGGCUUCUCCAUUGACUCCACCUUCUUCUGAUGAAGCGUUCUUUCGUUCCUAUACGGACGGUAGAUUAAGUUUCACUUCCCCUUCUGAGAGAAUGUUUGCUCUUUCUCCUGUAUCAAACAAUUCGCCAACGCUAAAACCCACCAUACCACCUCUUCCGCCAAGGAUUAAACCUUUUGUUCAGAAUAGCAAGUCCAAGAAAAGAUUAGUUAAUGAGCACUGUGUAUUCUGCGAUGAGAUGUUUUUUACGCUCUUGAGACCAACGGAAAAUGAGAGUCCCGGUACUGACUUUGAGAGAAUUAUUGAGUUUGAAUGUGGUCACGUUUGUCAUGGAAGCUGUCUGAUGGUUGCGGUGGAGUUUCAAGAUGACACAGAAACUGAGUUUCCUAGUUGUGUUGUUUGUUCUUCUCCAUGUCUAAUUGAUGAUAAACAGUUUGAAAGGAACCUAAAGUCUGUCAAGAAGAAGACAAGGCAAUUCUCGCCAACUCAUUCGUCUCUUUAUAAAAGAAAGGACUCUACAAAUGAACCAGAAGAAGGUUCGGGUAUUUUGAAUGCCCUUAAGAAAACAGUUAUUUUAAAAUCUCCAACUACCCCCAAGGUACCAGGUCUGCUUGCCUCAUUUGAACCAGUGCCAAACAGAGAUGUUGAAACUCGCAGUAGAAAACAUGAAUCGAAACUUUCAAGGGGCUCUUCAAUAUCUGCAGUUUCAUCAUUAGUAUCUUCGGCUGACAGAACAUCUCCCACAGAGACCCAUUUUACUAGUAUGACUACAACUUCAUCCGUGCUUGACGCCCCCAUCUACGGCAUUACAGCAUCUACAUCGACGUUAACUGAAAGCGGAGUCAGGCUGGGUAAUUCUAUUCAACUGAACAUACUAAGAUCACAAGUUAUCAAAAACCUCCUGGAUAGUAAAUGUGUUCUUACUGAGUCUUCGCAGGUGUUAAAUGAGAUACUUAUCGAUAGUCUUGGAGUUUUGAGAAUGGUUGAUUACUUGUCAAUAGCCGAAGAAAUCGAUAAAUGGAAGCCUCAUUUUGUUUAUCUGUUCGAAUACAGUUUAUUGCUUGUUGAAGGAGAAUCGGCAUCUUAUAAACUGAUCGAAUUACAGAACUCUGAUUCAUCCAAAAUAUCUUCAUCGGCGAGAGUAGCGGAUUCGGACAACGUCUGUGUUAAGAUCUCUACACCCAGUGCAUCAUUAAUUAAACUAGAGUGCCUUUCUGGGGAAGUAUCAUUUACGCUAACUUGCAAAUCUCAAUCCGUCAUAGAAAAAUGGGGGGCAGUACUGAGUAAUUUGGAUAUUGCUCUACCCAUUGAUCUUUUUUCUUCAACUCUUGACAUCUCAAAACCAAACCCAUCCUCCAUAGGUUUUGAACUAAUUACAGUCCAAGAGUCUGAUGUCAGAAGGUCAAUAGAAUUGAUUGAACUUAAUUCCUCAAGCUUCAAUAAUGAUGUCGAAGGUAUUUUUUUGGUUGUUAACGUUACAAAUUUCAAAGCAUCUUCUCUACUUAUUCUGAAAAAUAUAGUGAGGGCCUUAAUUUUGGUUAAAGAAGAAAUAUGCCUGGUCCUCACUUCUUCUUCAACGUUAAACAGCUAUACCUCCGUGUUGACAGAUAAAUUAUUGUACAGGAAGGGACUUAAGGAUGAAAAAGAUAAGAUUUUGAAUUUGGUUGAACAAAUGGAAAUUUUAGAGCCAACUGAAAGACAGCUAAGGAUGUCAUUUGAUAACUUUUUAGCUCAAACUAGCUUGUCUAAUCAAGACAUAUGUUGUAUUGUUCUAUCUGAUGCGAACCUUGAUAGUUUCACCUCUCCCGUCAGUCAAGCUAUUUUAUUACUUCUAGAUGUGCAGGCUCGUCACAUCAACAACUUUGCGACAGAGAAGAGCAUUCAAAGAAUUGGUACCUGGGAUGAAGCAAUGGAAAUUUUAUGCUCUCGGCUGGAAUUGGAUUUUGAUAAUAGUGAUUUCGAUAGCUCAUCCUCGACAUAUACUAGUUCAGACGUAGAGGAGUCCAACUCGGACUCGUUUAACGAUUCAGACUCAUCAGUGAGAGGUUUAAAUAUUGGAACGGAAGGGCUUACUUGCAAUGAAGUUUCUGGCCGUGACAACAACGAUAAUACCAAGUGGAAUAAUCUCAUUGAGGAUAUUGAUACAGCGCUGGGUCAAAUUUAA